UGUGAGCCGCAGUGGGAGGGGCCUGGAUGCCCCGUUUAAAGUGUGUCUGAACCUUGUCUUGAUGUCUAGUCUCUCUGUUGGGGUGCACACGGAUUGACCACUCCUUUGGGCUUUUCUUUCUGCAGCGGAUAAUUGGAGGGAAAGCUAAUCAAACAUGACUGACGCUCAACAAGAGGCCCGCUCCUACCUGAGCGAGGAAAUGCUGUCUGAGUUCAAAGCUGCCUUUGAUCUGUUCGACACCGAUGGCGGCGGUGACAUCAGCACCAAGGAGUUGGGUACCGUGAUGAGGAUGCUGGGCCAGAACCCCACAAGAGAGGAGCUGGAUGAAAUCAUCGAGGAGGUUGAUGAGGAUGGCAGCGGAACCAUCGACUUCGAGGAGUUCUUGGUCAUGAUGGUGAGGCUGCUCAAGGAGGACCAGGCCGGCAAGAGCGAGGAGGAGUUGGCGGAGUGCUUCCGUGUCUUCGACAAGAACGGGGACGGCUACGUGGACAGGGAGGAGUUCGCUCAGAUCAUCCGCAGCAGCGGCGAGAGCAUCACAGAGGAGGAGAUCGAUGAGCUUCUGAAGGACGGAGACAAGAACGCAGACGGCAUGCUGGACUUUGACGAAUUCCUCAAGAUGAUGGAGAAUGUGCAGUAAGGACUGACGGACUCAUGGACAUUCCUCCACCUCCCUCUGGUUCCCUAAAGAAGCACCCACCCACACACCGUCCCGCCCCCCCUCCACCCUGGCGGGGGGGUAGCUGGGCUUUAUUAGUCCCUGACUUGUGAUAAAUGCAGACAGUUUGUCAUUUUUACUGUGCUGAUGCCACCCUGUGAGUGGGGAGCAAGCACCCCCCCCUCGCCCACUGGUAAAGCUGUGAUCUAGAUCUAGUCUAGACAGAUUGGCAGCCUGUUACCUGCUGCAUAGACCAAUAAAUCCAAAGACUUUACUGUACAAAGAAGUAAGUUGCUUGAACAGAAUAAAUGAACUAACACCGCC
Cyprinodon tularosa is the source of this 979-nucleotide messenger RNA. RefSeq names its product troponin C type 2 (fast) (gene tnnc2). The transcript is spliced from 6 exons. The record is from RefSeq and is a predicted model, not a curated record. Gene Ontology annotation, cellular component: myosin II complex. Gene Ontology annotation, molecular function: calcium ion binding. Lineage: Eukaryota; Metazoa; Chordata; Actinopteri; Cyprinodontiformes; Cyprinodontidae. The coding region runs from base 155 to 637 and encodes 160 amino acids.